This is a messenger RNA of Varanus komodoensis (Komodo dragon), 3373 nucleotides long. RefSeq names its product mutL homolog 1 (gene MLH1). NCBI's taxonomy places the organism in Eukaryota, Metazoa, Chordata, Lepidosauria, Squamata, Varanidae. The record is from RefSeq and is a predicted model, not a curated record. Gene Ontology annotation, cellular component: MutLalpha complex. Gene Ontology annotation, molecular function: ATP hydrolysis activity; ATP-dependent DNA damage sensor activity; ATP binding. Gene Ontology annotation, biological process: mismatch repair. Bases 368 to 2608 code for a protein of 746 amino acids. The transcript has 19 exons.
GGGUUUUGGCGCGAGAUGCUUCCUUUCGCCGCUUAGCUGCUGCCUUCUUGGGGACUGGACUGUGGGUGUGAAGUGGACGAGCGACCCGUAAGGGACCCUCUAGAAGGGCCGGUCUCCCGUCACGGCUGGAGCUAUCGUGUUUCCGUCUGCUUUUAACGCCAUUAUCCUUCGGUCAUGCGGCUUCCUCACCGUCGUACCUGCUCAAGCAUUGCCACCAAUUUCGUUCAGCCUUAGUGAGCCCCUUCCUCUUGUGAAUAUCCCCGCCCUCUGGGCCCCAUCCCGUAAUUUGGCAUUACCUGAAGAGAUCGUUUCUUCCACCACCACUCGCUUCCCUACUGUCGCAGAACCUGGUGCUUAGUCGGCCGGCAUGGCUCUGAUGGCUGGUGUGAUCCGCCGGCUGGAUGAGACCGUGGUGAACCGUAUCGCAGCUGGAGAGGUCAUCCAGAGGCCCGCCAACGCCAUCAAGGAGAUGGUGGAGAACUGCUUGGAUGCCAGCGCAACCAGCAUCCAGGUGACAGUGAAGGAUGGUGGUUUGAAAUUUAUUCAGGUCCAAGAUAAUGGAUGUGGAAUUCGUAAGGAAGACUUGGAUAUUGUGUGUGAGAGGUUUACUACAAGUAAACUGCAGACCUUUGAAGAUCUAGCUAGCAUUUCCACAUAUGGGUUUAGAGGUGAGGCAUUGGCUAGCAUAAGUCAUGUUGCCCAUGUUACUAUUACAUCUAAAACAGCAGAUGGAAAGUGUGCUUACAGGGCCAGCUAUUCUGAUGGAAAAUUGAAGACUGCCCCCAAACCUUGUGCUGGAAAUCAGGGGACUCAGAUCACGAUUGAGGAUCUAUUUUACAAUGUAGCCACCAGGAGAAAAGCCUUAAAAAACCCUAGUGAAGAAUAUGCAAAAAUACUGGAAGUUGUCGGGAGGUAUGCUGUUUACAACUCAGGCACCAGUUUUUCAGUUAAAAAGCAAGGUGAUACUGUAGCAGAUAUCAGAACACUGUUGAAUGCUACAACUGUAGACAAUAUUCGGUCCAUCUUUGGAAAUGCAGUUAGCAGAGAGUUGAUUGAAGUGGGCUGUGAAGAUGCAACUCUGGCUUUUAAAAUGAAAGGUUAUGUGACCAAUGCAAACUAUUCAGUGAAGAAAUGCACCUUUUUGCUUUUCAUAAACCAUCGACUGGUGGAGUCAAGCGCUUUGCGAAAAGCCAUAGAAACAGUAUAUGCAGCUUACUUACCCAAAAACAUGCACCCUUUUUUAUAUAUAAGCCUUGAAAUAGCACCCCAGAAUGUAGAUGUGAAUGUGCAUCCCACAAAGCAUGAAGUACAUUUCCUUCACGAAGACAGCAUCUUGGAGCGUGUACAGCAACACAUAGAGAGCAAGUUGUUGGGUUCUAACUCAUCAAGGAUGUAUUUCACUCAGACAUUGCUACCAGGUGUGACUGCCCCGUCUGCUGAUGUUGCUAAAUCAGCCAGUUCUUCAGUUAGUCAAGGGACAGACAAGGUUUAUGCCCAUCAGAUGGUUCGUACUGAUUCCCGGGACCAGAAACUGGAUGCUUUUCUUCAGCCAGUUAAUAAAUCCAAAACUUUUGGAUCUCCUGCUGUGGCAACAGAGGACAAAAGCAAGGAGCAGAGUUGCAAGGAGACUGGGCUGCAAGAUGUUGAGAUGGAAGAAUGCAGUGACUUGACUUUAGGAGCGGAAGUUAUGGAGACAGCAGACAAGUUGGUGGAAAGCCAACCUAUGUCUCUUGAAACUAUAUCUGCACGAAAGAGACAGCGAGCAGAUUGUGAUGUGGAAGUGGAAGAAGAUGCAAGACAGGAAAUGACUGCUGCUUGCACUCCAAAGAGGAGAAUUAUUAACUUAACGAGUGUAUUGACCCUGCAAGAAGAAAUCAGUGACCAGGCACAUGCAAGCCUUCAGGAGAUGCUACGUGAUCAUUCCUUUGUGGGAUGUGUCAGUCCUCAGUGGGCACUGGUGCAGCAUCAGACAAAACUGUAUCUUCUCAAUACUACAAAACUCAGUCAAGAAAUGUUCUACCAGAUACUUAUUUAUGACUUCGGAAACUUUGGCGUUUUAAGAUUGUCAGAACCAGCUCCUCUUUAUGAUUUAGCCAUGUUAGCCUUGGAGAAUGCUGAAAGUGGUUGGACAGAAGAAGAUGGUCCAAAGGAAGGUCUUGCUGAAUAUAUUGUUGAUUUUCUAAAAAAGAAGAGUGAAAUGCUGAAAGACUAUUUCUCCCUUGAAAUUGAUGACGAAGGAAAUCUUACAGGACUACCACUUCUCUUAGAUAAUUAUGUUCCUCCAUUGGAAGGGCUACCUGUGUUUGUCCUUCGUUUGGCCACAGAGGUAAACUGGGAUGAAGAAAAAGAAUGUUUUGAAAGUCUUAGUAAAGAAUGUGCCAUGUUCUACUCUAUUAGAAAACAGUACAUAAUGGAAGAUUCUGAUCUUACUGCUCAGCAGGCUGAAGACUCUGGAACAGGUACAAGAUCUUGGAAAUGGACAGUGGAACAUGUACUUUACAAAGCUUUUAGGACAUAUCUUUUACCUCCUAAAAGCUUCACAGAAGAUGGCAACAUCUUGCAGCUUGCUAAUCUACCAGACUUGUAUAAAGUCUUCGAGAGGUGCUGACCACAGCUGUAAGGUCCACAGCUGUUAACAGCUUGCUUCUUCUGUCACUGCUUUAAAGGUCAAUGCACCAUAGAAAAUGGGUGUUAGAUUAACUCUGUAUAAAAGUGACUGUACUUAAGGUCAGAAAACAGUGGAUGUGUUCAGCUUUACAAAAUUACACAGUUCCGUAAUGAAGACAGUAUGACUAUUAAAUAGCUAGAUUUCUACCAAUGGAAAGAUAAAACAAGCUAGUUCUGUGGGAGAAGCUAGUUAAUAAACUGGCCCUUCUAAUGAAAAUAUCAUAAUUUUUAAUGUAUUAAACUAUACUUUUUCCAUCUGAAUAAACAGUUCAGACACACAUGAAAACAGCAAAUACACUAGAGUCAACUGAAUAGGACUGAAUAGAAGAUAUCAUCUUAAAUUGAAACAUCACAAUCCUUUCUAUUUGAGAUAGUGACAGUUAAAUAUAUCUACACAGGAAUUAGACAAUAGCAAGGUUACGUAACUUGUAAGUUUUCCAUGAAUCUCGGUUCUGAACAAAAUAUAACCUUAGAAAUUUAUGUAUACAAGCCCAUGGGCAGCAGUACUACCACUGCUGCUUAAGUAGAUAAAUUCAAGAAUUUCUAUGUGGAAAGUUUAGUUAGGUAUAUCCAUUUCUCAGUUAAGUUGUAUGAGUUACUGGUAAUAUGUUGCUUUGAGUCACAUGUGGGAUUAUAACAGUGAAAUGUUAAGUAUUUGCAACCUAAUGUACAGGAUGGAAGGAAAAAAACAUGUAUCCAAAACGCA